This is a messenger RNA of Mesorhabditis belari, 213 nucleotides long. The record is from the annotation of a GenBank genome assembly. Lineage: Eukaryota; Metazoa; Nematoda; Chromadorea; Rhabditida; Rhabditidae.
AUGAAAAACCUGGCUAUAAUUUUGGUACUCUUGGUUUUGGCUAUCGUUUUUGUUGAUGCCGGCCCGAACACGGCUCAUAUUCGAGCGGCACGAUCACACUCUCAUGGAUCUCACGGACAUCACCAUGGAGGAGGACAUCGGGGAGGUGGAUGGGGAAGAGGCGGACGCAGGGGAGGCGGAGGAGGGCACAGACAUGGAGGACGACGAUGGGGA